GAUCAACAACAGAAGGCUGAAGCCAUUAAAGAGCAAGGGAAUGUCGCUUUCAAGUCUGCUGAAUAUGAUAAAGCUAUAGAACUUUACACCAAAGCAUUCGAAACGAAUCCAAAUAACAAAGCAUACCUGACAAACAGAGCAGCUGCACUCAUGUCACAGAAGAAGUUCAGAUCUGCUAUAGAAGAUAUCGAGAAUGCGAUUAGCAAAGAUAGCAAUCCAAGUUCAAAGAUUUUAGUUAGAUUAGCUAAAUGUCAUUUAGCACUUGGUCGUCCUACUCAAGCUUUAGCUGUUUUAACUCCUGUCAAAGAUAGUGAUGAUUCUACCGUCAAACAAAUUACAGCUCAAUCUAAAAGAGUUAUAGCUGCUAUAGAUAAUUACGAAAAGGAAAGAAAUGUUAAAAAUUGGUCAAUGGCUUCAAUGGCACUCAGAAUGGCAGAAAGGGAAGCUGGUUGUAGUCCCCUUGACAUUCCAUCAGAUUGGAAAGCAGCAAAAGUUGAAUGCUUGAUUGGAAAGGGUGAUUUAAUUGAAGCAGGAAGAGUCGCAAGCGAUAUUUUAUCUGGUUCACCAAACUCUCCUGAUUUGUUAUACCUUCGUGCUAGAGUUCUCUUUCUUGACAGCAACUUUGCGAAAUGUAUAGCACAUCUUCAAUCAGCAAUGAGAUCGGAUCCUGAUUUUACACCUGCAAAGAAGCUUCUGAAGCGUACGAGAAUUGUUGAAAGAGGUAAAGAAGCUGGUAAUGUUGCUUUCAAAUCCGCUCAAUAUGAAGAGGCUAUCGAAAAGUACACCGAAGCACUUUCAGCUCUUUCAGAUGAUGACCAGGGUGAAAUUGGUGAAGGUAAAGUCAAGGCCGUUUUGUUAUCGAAUAGAGCAACAACAUACUCAAAAAUGACUGAUAAAUCAGAAGAUGCUUUGAAAGACGUUGAUGAAGCUUUGAAAUUACACCCAGAAUACACUAAAGCUUUAAGAACAAGAGCUAGAAUACAUCUCAAUAUAGAGAAUUUCGAAGAAUCUGUCUCAGAUUUCAAGAAAGCCUUGGAAUUCUGUACAAUGGAAGAGAAACCUGCUUUAGAAAAUGAAGUACGUAAUGCGGAGAAGGAACUUAAGAAGUCAAAACGUGUCGAUCAUUACAAGAUUCUUAGUGUGCAUAAAGAGGCCACUGAAGUUGAGUUGAAAAAAGCAUUCAGAAAGCAAUCACUUCAACGUCACAUAUAUGACAACGGACUUGACUUGGAUGAUGGACCAGGUAUGGGUGGUGGAUUCAGCAGCGGUGGAUUUGGAGGCGCUGACAUUAACCUUGCUGAUUUAUUCGCGUCUGGUGCAUUUGGUGGUGGAAUGGGUGGCAUGGGUGGUGGUGGCUUUAGUUCAUUUGGUGGCUCAGCUGGUGGCUUCCCAGGUGGUGGUGCACGGUUUAGCAGCACCCAAGGUGGCUUCCCAUUUUAAACAUUCUUUGUAUAGACAUUUUAUUUUCAAAGAAGUA
This is a messenger RNA of Wallemia mellicola CBS 633.66, 1477 nucleotides long. Its product is annotated as TPR-like protein. Gene Ontology annotation, molecular function: protein binding. The annotation marks the transcript as partial. Lineage: Eukaryota; Fungi; Basidiomycota; Wallemiomycetes; Wallemiales; Wallemiaceae. The record is from RefSeq and is a predicted model, not a curated record. The transcript has 3 exons.